This is a messenger RNA of Nicotiana tabacum (common tobacco), 975 nucleotides long. RefSeq lists its product as uncharacterized. Lineage: Eukaryota; Viridiplantae; Streptophyta; Magnoliopsida; Solanales; Solanaceae. The record is from RefSeq and is a predicted model, not a curated record.
AUGACACCAAAUUCCACAGAUGAUUCUUCAAACGUUUCUGCAGCUCGCACAAUUACUCAACCAGCUGCUGUGGAUUCCACUCACCUCUAUUACCUUCAUCCAUCAGAUUCACCAGGAAUGGUUCUAGUCAACUCAGUAUUUGAUGGGAAGGGGUAUGGAGGAUGGAGUAGGGCCAUAGUCAUUGCGCUAUCUGCCAAGAAUAAGCUUGGUUUCAUUGAUGGAACAUAUUCUGAACCUGAUGCUUCUUCCACUGACUUCAAGCAGUGGAAUCGUUGCAAUGAUAUGGUUAUAUCGUGGAUCUUGAAUUAUCUAUCUAAGGACAUAGCUGAAAAGGUCCUUUAUUCAAAAAUUGCAAAUGCAAUUUGGAAAGAACUUGAGGUUAGAUUCGGACAAUGCAAUGGUGCUCAACUUUAUCAGUUGCAAAAGGAGUUGGGUGACCUAGUGCAAGGGACCUCUGAUAUAGCAGGAUACUAUACAAAGGGACUUAAUGAUGCAUACACAACUGUAAGGAGUAAUAUUCUGAUGCUUACCCCUCUUCCAAGUGUCAAUCAAACCUAUUCUCUUCUCAUUCAAGAUGAGAAGCAAAGAGAAAUUCAUAUUACACAAAACCCAGUUGAGAAUGCUUUUCUAGCACAAAAUCAACCAACCUAUUUUCAGAAAUAUGCUAAUGGAGAAGGAAAGCUGAAAGCAAAUCUUGAAGGAAAGAAGAAUAACCUAGUGUGCAACUAUUGCAAGAAGACCGGACAUUCCAAUGAUAAAUGCUAUAGAAUCAUUGGUUUUCCCUCCACCUUCAAGUUUACCAAAUCCAAAAAGUAUCAAGAAGGACCUCACAUCAAUGCAGUACUCAAGCAUGAAGAAAACACAAGUCAAUCAGUCAACACAAUGGAAGGAAAUGCAACAGGGAAAGUCAUCACUCAAGAGAUUCAGUCAGCUUUACCAACUUCUUCAGCAGGUGAAGGUUGGACAACAUGGUGA